AUCAAAGCUGUCCGAUUAAACCAAGUGUUUUUAAUCGGUUGUGUGAUUCAAAUGUUUUUAAUGUCCACUUUUUAAAUGUGCCAGUAUUGACUGAUGGAGACCCCCUGAAGAUGGUAGAGACUUUAUAUGUCUGAGGUGUACAGUUCGUUUAGCAGAACGGCGCACUCAAGAGCUCCAGCUAACUGCUUAGCGUGCUAUCAAUUAGACAAUGACCUUCAAGGAACUGAUGGUUCAGGUGCUCUUGGAGGGCCUGACGUUCGCCGGCGUAUCCCCAUCAAGUUACUGACCAAACAGACUGUCAGAAGCAAGCCUCCUGCCCGGCCCCAGCGUCCCACCGCCAGACUGCCCUCCAAUGGGCAAAUUAAUGACGAAACAUUUACCUGUAAGCAGGAGGAGAGGUUUGAGUGCAAAGCUGGAGAUGCUUUUGGGAAACAGCGGAGAUUCCCUCACCCAUUAUUUUGGGACUUUAAGCUCAACCUGGUUGGAGAGAAAGAUAACACUCCAGUGCACUUCUGUGACAAAUGUGGCCUGCCCAUAAAGAUAUAUGGACGAAUGAUUCCCUGCAAACACGUAUUCUGCUAUGACUGUGCAGUUCUCUAUGAGAAGAAAAGUGAUAAGACCUGUCCAGGUUGCACUGAGCCAGUCCAGCGCAUCGAGCAGUGCCAACGUGGAUCCCUCUACAUGUGCAGCAUCGUGCAGGGUUGCAAGCGCACCUACCUCUCUCAGCGGGACCUACAGGCUCACAUCAACCACCGGCACAUGAGAGUGGGCAAACCUGGAGCCUCGCGGGCCGAGACUACUCACCCAACCCCAGCUCUGACUCCGACCUUAACCUCAGACCCACCAGAUCGUUUCCGCCUGCCCCCACCCCCUCACCUGCCCAAGUCCCACACCCUGAUCCCACCACCUCUGCAGGGUCAUGACCCCUAUGGCCAGCCGCCCCCAGUAUCACCCUCUCCCUCUGACCUAGGGCCCUCGUCCCGAGCCCUCCCACCGGAGACAUUCCGCAUUGCUACUGUGACCACGCGCAAACACAGUAACCUCAUCACUGUGCCCAUCCAGGAUGACUCGGGCAGUUCCAUUCCCUCUCCACGUGAACCCCUCCCGCCGACACCCCCAGGUCUGCCCCCUCAUCACCACCCAGGCCAGGCAGUGGUGUCCCACCCUCACCACAUCAUGCCUCCACCUCAGCAGCAACAUUACGGGCCUCCACCUCCACCACCACCCCCGCUCAGCCACCCCAUGCAGGCGACAGGGGCUCCUCACAUGGUCUACAACCAGGCACCUCCAAUGUCCGCUGCACCACCUCCCAUCACCCCUCCACCCGGACAUAUCAUAAACCAGAUGCCCCCGUUCCUGAACCACCCACUGUCCGCUGCUCUCCCUCAGCACGGCGCCCCGCCUGUUAGUGCCCCACCACCUCAUCACUUUAACCCUAACUCUCUGUCCCAGGACCAGGGCACCCUGAGCCCGCCCUUCAACCAGCCGGGAGCCCUGAGCCCUGGUUUGUGGACUGCAGCACGUGUCCCUCACCCUCCUCGCAUGCAGGGCCCUCCUCAGGGCCAGAUGCCUGGACCACACCACCCAGAACAGGCCCGAUAUAGACCAUACUACCAAUAGUGCUUGGCCAACAUUCAUUAUAUCAGUUUGAACAUUAACAAGGUCAUCAAGAAUUUAAGUAAUUUCAAGUUAACUGGUUGAACUGUGCAUACACUCUGUGAUGAUGACAUUCAUGUGAUGUUUUGUAUUCCUGUUAGGUAUUUAACGGUUUAACUAAUCUGGAAUCCAGUAUUUGUUAUUGUAUGUUUGGUGGCUGAAAAAAAUAGAAACAAUGAAUCAGUGCAUACCGAAGCUAUUUUUACAUCUUUGUUUGAACACUUUUCAUAACACAUGAAAACACUUUAAUCUUGUACCCAGUGACUGCAAUAAAUGACACAAAAAGAUGAUUUUUUUUCUUCUGCAUUUUACUGUUGCUUUUGUUUACAUAGUUAAUCCAGUUGUGACAUGUUAAAAACAACAAGUUUUUGUUUCCACCUUCUCAAACACAAGCAAUUUCUGGGAGCAAAAUAUAUUUUAU
Messenger RNA from Ictalurus furcatus (blue catfish), 2077 nucleotides. Its product is annotated as E3 ubiquitin-protein ligase Hakai. Gene Ontology annotation, molecular function: ubiquitin protein ligase activity. The coding region runs from base 127 to 1620 and encodes 497 amino acids. Lineage: Eukaryota; Metazoa; Chordata; Actinopteri; Siluriformes; Ictaluridae. The record is from RefSeq and is a predicted model, not a curated record. The transcript is spliced from 6 exons. Gene Ontology annotation, biological process: regulation of cell adhesion; protein ubiquitination.